Messenger RNA from Indicator indicator, 2382 nucleotides. It is a transcript of the gene TRIM9, whose product is annotated as tripartite motif containing 9. The transcript is spliced from 13 exons. The record is from RefSeq and is a predicted model, not a curated record. Lineage: Eukaryota; Metazoa; Chordata; Aves; Piciformes; Indicatoridae. Gene Ontology annotation, molecular function: protein binding; zinc ion binding. The coding region runs from base 1 to 2382 and encodes 793 amino acids.
AUGGAAGAGAUGGAAGAAGAGCUAAAAUGCCCUGUGUGCGGUUCCUUUUACCGGGAGCCUAUCAUCCUGCCUUGCUCGCACAACCUGUGCCAGGCGUGCGCCCGCAACAUCCUGGUGCAGACGCCGGAGUCGGAAUCGCCGCAGAGCCGCCGCGCUUCGGGCUCAGCGGUAUCCGACUAUGACUACCUGGACCUGGAUAAGAUGAGCCUGUACAGCGAAGCGGACAGUGGUUACGGUUCCUACGGAGGCUUCGCCAGCGCUCCAACCACCCCUUGCCAAAAAUCCCCUAACGGCGUCCGCGUCUUCCCACCGGCCGCCCCACCGCCCCCAGCUUCCUUGGCCCCUCCGCCUCCUCCCCGCAACGCUUGCCUGACCUGUCCGCAGUGUCACCGCAGCCUCGUGCUGGACGAGCGCGGGUUGCGGGGUUUCCCCCGCAAUCGGUUGCUGGAAGGUGUCAUCGAUCGCUAUCAGCAAGGCAGGGCGGCGGCUCUGCGCUGCCAGCUCUGCGAGAAGGCUCCCAAGGAGGCGGCCGUCAUGUGCGAGCAGUGCGAUGUCUUCUACUGCGAUCCCUGUCGCCUGCGGUGUCACCCGCCGCGGGGACCGCUGGCCAAGCAUCGCCUGGUCCCACCGGCCCAGGGUCGGGUUAGCCGUCGCCUCAGUCCCCGCAAGAUCUCCACCUGCACUGACCAUGAGCUGGAGAACCAUAGCAUGUACUGCGUGCAGUGCAAGAGCCCCGUCUGCUACCAGUGCCUGGAGGAGGGCAAGCACUCCAGCCAUGAAGUCAAGGCCUUGGGUGCCAUGUGGAAGCUCCAUAAGAGCCAGCUUUCCCAGGCCCUGAAUGGGUUGUCAGACAGAGCCAAGGAAGCAAAAGAGUUCCUGGUCCAGCUCCGCAACAUGGUGCAGCAAAUCCAGGAGAACAGCGUGGAGUUCGAGGCCUGCCUUGUGGCCCAGUGUGAUGCCCUCAUUGAUGCCCUCAACAGAAGGAAAGCCCAGCUGCUGUCCCGGGUCAACAAAGAGCACGAGCACAAGCUGAAGGUGGUGCGAGACCAGAUCUCCCACUGCACGGUCAAGCUGCGCCAGACCACGGGCCUGAUGGAGUAUUGCCUGGAGGUCAUCAAGGAGAAUGACCCCAGUGGCUUCCUGCAGAUCUCAGAUGCCCUCAUCAGAAGAGUUCACCUAACUGAGGACCAGUGGGGGAAGGGGACACUCACACCCCGGAUGACGACGGACUUCGACCUCAACCUUGACAAUGCUCCUCUGCUGCAGUCCAUCCAUCAGCUCGACUUCGUGCAGAUGAAAGUUUCCUCUCCAGUGCCGGCCCCCCCGAUCCUGCAGCUGGAGGAGUGUUGCACCCACAACAACAGUGCCACCUUGUCCUGGAAGCAGCCCCCCUUGUCCACGGUGCAGGUGGAAGGUUACAUCUUGGAGCUGGAUGAUGGCAACGGAGGCCAGUUCAGGGAGGUGUAUGUGGGCAAGGAGACCAUGUGCACAGUGGAUGGGCUUCACUUCAACAGCACCUACAGCGCACGUGUCAAAGCCUUCAACAAAUCAGGAGUCAGCCCCUACAGCAAGACCCUGGUCCUCCAGACAUCUGAGGACACGCAGUCAGAAGAACAGACCCUCCCUUUUCCAGUGCCUUUGGAAAGAUCGCAGCUUCGUAGAAUGAGUCCUUUCUCCUCCACCCUUAAUCUACAACCCAGCUUUCCGGGGAGAUCCUACUUUGAGCUAAGAUCUUCGGCCCACCAGCUGAGCUUGCAUUCUUCUUUACAGUCCCUGAAUUCAGCCGGAUGCAAUUUUGAGACCCAAGGAACGCCUUACUCCCAACUAGUUGACAUUAAAAAAAUGGUGGCAGUUGCUUGGUUCUCUUUCGAUCCUGCCUCCGCCCACGCUGACAUCAUCUUUUCUAAUGACAACCUGACUGUCACCUGCAACAGCUAUGAUGACAGGGUUGUGCUGGGGAAAACAGGCUUCUCCAAGGGGCUCCAUUACUGGGAGCUCUCCAUCGACCGCUACGAUAACCACCCUGACCCAGCCUUCGGCGUGGCGCGCAUCGAUGUCCUGAAGGACGCCAUGCUGGGCAAGGACGACAAAGCCUGGGCCAUGUACGUGGACAACAACCGCAGCUGGUUCAUGCACAACAACUCGCACACCAACAGAACCGAGGGUGGGAUAACAAAAGGUGCCACCGUGGGAGUGCUGCUGGACUUGACAAGAAGGACUUUGACAUUCUCCAUCAACGAGGACCAGCAGGGGCCUGUUGCCUUUGAGAACCUGGAGGGCCUCUUCUUCCCUGCAGUCAGCCUCAACAGGAACGUGCAGGUGACACUGCACACCGGCCUGCCGGUCCCUGAAUUCUACACUUCGCGCUCGGCCAUGCCGUGA